Messenger RNA from Vombatus ursinus (common wombat), 2601 nucleotides. It is a transcript of the gene SLC24A3, whose product is annotated as solute carrier family 24 member 3. Lineage: Eukaryota; Metazoa; Chordata; Mammalia; Diprotodontia; Vombatidae. The coding region runs from base 1 to 2175 and encodes 724 amino acids. The transcript is spliced from 17 exons. The record is from RefSeq and is a predicted model, not a curated record. Gene Ontology annotation, biological process: intracellular calcium ion homeostasis; calcium ion transmembrane transport. Gene Ontology annotation, cellular component: membrane. Gene Ontology annotation, molecular function: calcium channel activity; calcium, potassium:sodium antiporter activity.
AUGGAUGUAGUGAAGCUGGCGCUGGAGAAGGGGAGCGGACAGCAGGCUCCGGUCGCCGUUGCAGCUGUUGCUCAGGCUCCAGCCCUGGCUCCUGCUCUGGUUCUGGCUCCGGAUCCAGCUCCAGCUCGGGCUCAGGCUCAGGCUCCAGCUCCGGCUCCAGCUCGCCGCCGCCUACUCCUCCUGCCCCGACCACCACCACCGCUGCUGCCCCUCCGGCAGUCAGAGAUGCUGCCGCUCCUGCCCAGCAACCAGCACCGGCUCCGUGCUCGCAGGAAAAGAAAGGAGCUGCUGCUGGGCCAGGUCUGCUUCCUGGGCUCCCUCUUGCUGCUCCUCUCGUCCCUGGGUAACUGGGCUGAUAAAGCCGGUUAUUAUAUCUUUGACUAUAUGGAAACAAGUGACAAAUGGAGUGGGAGGAGAUUACUGCAAGAGAAUGCUACCUUGAUUCCAGAGAAUACAGAACCCUUGCCUGGUAAAAACUGCACUGACCCUGCUCUCCAUGAAUUCCCCAGUGACAUCUUCACGAAUGAGGAACGGCGACAAGGAGCUGUGAUCUUACACGUCCUCUGUGCCAUGUACAUGUUCUAUGCUUUGGCCAUCGUGUGUGAUGACUUCUUUGUCCCUUCCUUGGAAAAGAUUUGUGAACGCCUCCAUCUCAGUGAAGAUGUGGCUGGAGCUACUUUCAUGGCAGCUGGAAGCUCUGCUCCUGAGUUAUUUACAUCUGUUAUAGGUGUUUUCAUCACAAAAGGGGAUGUGGGUGUUGGAACCAUUGUUGGCUCAGCUGUCUUCAAUAUUCUCUGCAUCAUUGGUGUCUGUGGGCUUUUUGCUGGGCAGGUUGUAUCUCUGUCUUCUUGGUGUCUCCUGAGAGAUUCAACUUACUAUACGCUGUCGGUCGUUGCUCUCAUUGUGUUUAUAUAUGAUGAAAAAGUUUCUUGGUGGGAGUCCUUAGUGCUAGUGCUAAUGUACAUUAUCUACAUCAUUAUUAUGAAAUACAAUGCUUGCAUACAUCAGUGCUUUGAAAGGAGGACAAAGAGUGCUGGGAACAUGGUCAAUGGCUUGGCCAAUAAUGCAGAAAUUGAUGACAACAGCAAUUGUGAUGCAACGGUAGUGCUCCUUAAGAAAGGUAACCGCGAAGCAAAUUUCCACCGCAAAGCUUCAGUGAUCAUGGUGGAUGAGCUGCUAUCAGCAUAUCCACAUCAGCUCUCUUUUUCUGAGGCCGGGCUCCGGAUCAUGAUUACCAGCCACUUUCCCCCCAAAACUCGGCUCUCCAUGGCCAGCCGCAUGUUGAUUAAUGAGAGGCAAAGAUUAAUAAACAGCAGAGCAUAUGCAAAUGGAGAGUCAGAGGUGGCCAUAAAAAUUCCCAUCAAGCAUGCUGUUGAGAAUGGAACAGGACCCAGCAAUGCCCCAGAGAGGGGUGCUAAUGGGACCCGACGGGAUGAUGAUGUCACUGAGGCUGGCAAUGAAACUGAGAAUGAGAACGAGGACAAUGAGAACAAUGAGAAUGAUGAAGAAGAAGAAGAGGAUGAUGAUGAUGAUGAGGGACCUUACACUCCAUUCGACCCACCCUCUGGUAAAUUGGAAAUAGUGAAGUGGUUGUUCACCUGGCCACUGAGUUUGGUCUUAUACUUCACUGUCCCCAACUGCAACAAACCCCGAUGGGAGAAGUGGUUCAUGGUGACAUUCGCCUCAUCCACCCUAUGGAUUGCAGCCUUCUCUUACAUGAUGGUUUGGAUGGUUACAAUUAUUGGCUACACUUUAGGUAUUCCUGAUGUGAUUAUGGGGAUCACAUUUCUGGCAGCUGGGACAAGUGUGCCUGAUUGCAUGGCCAGCCUCAUCGUGGCAAGACAAGGGAUGGGUGACAUGGCUGUAUCCAACUCCAUCGGAAGCAAUGUGUUUGACAUUCUGAUUGGCCUGGGCCUCCCGUGGGCUCUGCAGACACUGGCAGUGGAUUAUGGCUCCUAUAUUCGACUGAAUAGCAGGGGACUGAUCUACUCUGUUGGCUUGCUCUUGGCCUCGGUUUUUGUCACGGUAUUUGGUGUCCACAUGAACAAGUGGAAGCUGGACAAGAAGCUGGGGUUCGUGUGCCUUUUCCUUUAUGGCAUCUUCUUGUGUUUCUCCAUCAUGACCGAAUUCAACGUUUUCACCUUUGUGAACUUGCCCAUGUGCAGGGAGCACUGAUCCACCUGGCAAGGCUGAGGUGCCAUUUCCUUCUUUUUUCUGUGCAAUACUCAACAUGGCCGGCACCCCCACAAGAGCACGGGGUGCUUCCGACGGGCCGUGAAGUACGGUCUAUCCUGCUCGCUGUUCUCCUCUCUGGCUAGCCCUCCAUUUUUCCUCUUUCUCACUCCCAACCUCCGCCCUGUUCACCCCCAUCAGGAAAACCUGAUGUGUGUCGAUGUGAAGACUCUCCACAUUCAUAUGAUUUUUCAAUCUCUAUCUCUCUGAACAGUGACUGGGAUCCUAGAAGCACUGGCUGCUACCUGGCUCUGAGCCAGACAGAACUUGCUCCAAUUCCUCCUCUUUUUUUAAGUUAUUUGAUGGAAGACUAAUCUAAUUUAUGACUUGAGAUUGUGGGUAAAAUAGAGAAGAAGAGGCUACACUGAU